GCGCGACCGAGGCGUCUGCUGUGACAGUCGACCCAGCGGCGUCCGACGCGACCGAUCAUCUCCGCAAAAUGUCUCCGUCCCAGGCUCAGCUGGACGCAACAGCUGUAGAGAACUUUCGCGAGUACCUGCGAAUUCCCUCCGUCCAGCCUAACAUCAAUUACGAUGAGUGCGUUGCAUUCCUACGCAAGCAAGCCAAGUCUCUCGAUUUGCCCGUCAAGGUCUACCAUGUCGACCCGAGGAAGCCCAUCGUGAUUCUCACAUGGACAGGUACGGAACCGUCAAAGGCAGCGAUUCUUCUGAAUAGUCACAUGGACGUCGUGCCUGUGUUCGAAAAUGACUGGACUUAUCCACCAUUCAGCGCUCACAUGGAUGAGAAAGGAAACAUUUAUGCUCGUGGCAGCCAGGACAUGAAGUGCGUAGGAAUACAGUACCUGGAAGCUAUUCGACGGAUGAAACUUGCAGGACAACGAUUUAAAAGGACGAUCCACGUCUCCUUCGUGCCGGACGAGGAAAUCGGUGGCGUUCUUGGCAUGAAGGACUUCGUCCACACCAAAGACUUCCAAGCUCUGAAUGUCGGUUUCGCGUUGGACGAGGGAGUAGCCUCCCCCGAGGAAUUCUUCUGCAUAUUCUACGGAGAAAGAACUAUCUGGCAUGUGAUAGUUGAGUGCGCAGCUCAACCUGGACAUGGAUCCCUUCUGGCAGACAACACGGCUGGCGAAAAGAUGAGAGUCAUAAUUGAUCGCUUCAUGGACUUCAGGGCCAAACAGAAGCUGAAACUGAAAGAUCCGAAGGUCAACCUGGGGGAUGUGACGACUGUGAAUUUGACCAUGUUGAAGGGUGGAGUACAAACGAACGUGUUACCAGCCUCCCUAACCGCGGUCUUCGACAUUCGAAUCGAUCCCUCCAUCGACCAGGAGGAGUUCGAAGCGACGAUAAAGAAGUGGUGCCAAGAAGCUGGCCCGGACGUGACGUACUCGUUCGAAGAGAAAAACGUUAAGAUCGAGAACACGAAGCUGGACGAUUCCAAUCCUUACUGGACCGCUUUCAAAAAGACCUGCGAUGGUCUCGGGUUGAAUUUGACGGCGGAAAUAUUCCCAGGCGGAACGGACAGUCGCUUCGUCCGCGGUGUUGGGAUUCCAGCUAUUGGGUUCUCACCGAUGAACAAAACAAAGAUACUCCUCCACGAUAACGAUGAAUAUUUGAACAAAGAUAUAUUCCUAAAGGGCAUCGAAAUAUACAUGAAAAUAAUCCCUGCUGUGGCCAAUGUCUAAGAGAUUUAAAAAAAAAUACUCCAAGAAUGGCUUCGAUACACCAAAUAUCUACACUAUAAAUAAUUACGAGUACUAAUAACGGAUGGAGAAAAGGCAGAGAGUCGACAAUUUAAAGACAUACUAAUAUAUGCAUAAGUAUAUCGAUACGGCUUUAACGUUACAGACUGUAUAUACUCAAGAUAGAUUUUUAAAAAAUGUUGCAUGAGAUUUAGAGUUUAUCGAGCUUGUUACUGUGCCAGUCACGAGGAAGCUUGUUUUUCCAAGCAAGUAGAAAGAAAAGACUGCUUCGAAAAAAAAAAACAGGAUGCUCUUACAAGCGGAGAGGAGUACGAAGUGGCCCGACCGUAGAGAGGUAUUAGAAAAAUGCAUUUAAUAAGUUUAACCAGUGAAUACUUUAUCAUACUCGUGUCUCGGAAUUCGCCAAAAGUCGUACAAAAGAUAACAGAGAAUUAACGCUUAAAAGGCAGUCGUAGUGAUAGUAAGAUCUAGUGCAAUCGCAGAAUUAUUGUAAAAAACUCUGCAUAUAUACCAUGUAUGUAUGUGUAUAUAUGAUUGUUUUAAAAAAGAGAGAGAGAGAGAAAGAGUAUAUAUUAUGGGAACCACCGCAGGUACCAUGUGAUGCGGUAAUUAUAUAUUUUUAUAAUUCGAUAAAUAUAAUUAGAUACUACAUA
This is a messenger RNA of Hylaeus volcanicus, 1942 nucleotides long. RefSeq names its product aminoacylase-1-like. NCBI's taxonomy places the organism in Eukaryota, Metazoa, Arthropoda, Insecta, Hymenoptera, Colletidae. Gene Ontology annotation, cellular component: cytoplasm. Gene Ontology annotation, molecular function: aminoacylase activity. Bases 69 to 1271 code for a protein of 400 amino acids. The record is from RefSeq and is a predicted model, not a curated record. The transcript is spliced from 5 exons. Gene Ontology annotation, biological process: amino acid metabolic process.